UUUUCUACCGCAACCCACGCCUCUCUUUCUAAAUAAUUAUGUCUGUACCAGGCGACGGACCUCGCGAUGGACAAAGUAGGGGUCAUCACUCAGCUCCAGUAAUAGGAGAGUCACUCUACUUGUGGGCUGGGACCCAGCUUGCUUAUGAUUCAAACGUGGUUGAGACAUUUUCCCUUUCAUCAGGCCUCUGCUCCUCUCACCUAGCAAGAGGUAUUCCACCGUUAGGAGUUGCUGGCUACUCCUGUACCACCUUUCGUUCUAACAUUUAUUACUAUGCUGGCUGGCGUAAUUAUGAUGAUAGUUACUACAACAGUUUAAAUGCACUAAAUACACUAACCAUGAGCUGGACUCAAUUGCAUCCCGAUGAUGAGUCCAUGAUGAAGAAAGCCUACGGUGGAAUGUUAUCACUGGAAUUUGAUGGAAUUGACUACCUUUUUAUGGUUGGAGGGUAUGGUCCUACACCAGCUGUCAAACAUCCUCAGUUUCAAUAUGAGCAGAUUGAGGACCACCUUGUUCGUACUAAUGAACAAUUACUUUAUAAUCUAUCUAAUAGACAAUUUAUUGUUCCAUCUGUUAGUGGACAGUGUUGUCCUCCAACUAGUAAUAUUGCAAUUAACAAAACAAAUCAAAACAAAGGGGUGAUGUUUGGGGGACAAGUAGCUUAUGGUGAUUCUACAAAUACUAUGUACAUAUUUAAUGUCACACAUAAUACAAUUCAUUGGGAAAGUGUUAAAAAAGGAUCAAUGUCUGGCAAGGGACUCUUACCUAAGGGGAGAUACGAUCAUGCUAGUGCUAUUAUUACUGGUGACUCUACCUCACCUGCACUAGUAGUGAUUGGUGGUCUGGUUAAUAACAGUCAACUAGUGAAUGAUUGUUUAUUAUUUGAUAAUAUCACCACUGGUCAGUAUAGUUGUAAGAAGGUUCCUCUACCUGAAUCUGUUACUGGCAGAUACAGCCACUCACUCACAGCAGUUACAAUGUCACCAAACUGUGUGUGGCUAGUAAUUGUUGGAGGGUUUGAAGAGAUUAAAGUGCUAGAUGUUAGAGGAGGUAUUAAGAGUUUACUGCUUACAUUGAUCAAUGAUAUUAAUAGACAAAUGAUGAUAAUUGAAUUAGUGCAAUAUAUUGAAGCUGGUGAGUGGAUAGUACAGUCAGUACUGGAUGGUAAUGAUCUCACUAGUAAAAAAUAUCAAGAAAAGUAUUCAUCAUACAACAAGACCAGAACAUGGUGGAUAGAUCAGCUAAUGGAAUAUCCCACAGCGAAGGAAAUGAAGCUUCAAAGAUACAUCCAAUCUUUACAUCAAGAACUACAAGUGGCUCAUCAGAAUAAAGUAUCACUACAGGAGGCACUGAUUGAGGCCAAUAAGCAAGGUAAAGGAGAUGACACUAAAUUAGUUUUGAGUGAGAAAUUUGAAGAAAUGUUAAAAGCAUUACAAGAAGAGAAACAGAUUAUUACUGAAGAUAAUGAGAAACUUAGAGCUACAGUUGCUGAUAAUGAAGUUUAUAUAACUCAAAUGGAAGAAGAGAAGAAACAUGUAGAGGAACAGUAUCUCAAGGAGAAACAAAUCACUGAAGAACUUAAAGCUAAAGUUGCUGAUAAUGAAUUAUAUACUUCCAAACUAUUGAAGGAGAGGGAGCAACUACAGGAGAGAGUUACAUCCUUAGAGAAAAAAUCCAUCAAAGAGACUACAUGUAGUUCCAAAGAAAUACAAUUUAACUACCUGAUCCCUUCAAUGGAUAAUUUGGAAUGUCUGAGUGAUGUCCAGGUACACUGCAUUGAUUUGACAGGACGACCAGCUCUUAGUCAUCAUCUAAAAUUUGCUAUAGCUCCAGUCAACACACCCAGUCUUCCUUACCAGUUCUCAAUACUUGAAGGAGGAGAGUUUAGCUCUAAUGGUGGGUAUGGAUUUAUCAAGCGUGAAGAUUUCUGUUUAGUGUGCAUACUGGGAUUGCUAAUAGUAUCUAUGGCUGGAGGAGGAGGAGGAGGCCAGCAGCAACAAGGAGGAGAAGUUGUACCAGCUCAACAGCAACAAGGAGGAGAUGCACUGACAGUACUAACCCAGCAACAGCAACAACAAAUCCAGGAACAACAAGGGGAACAGUCACAAGAAGUACAACAAGAGGAAGGAGAGCUACAAGAAGAAGGAGGAAACCAACAAGGAGAAGAACAAAGAGUGAGGCAGUCACAAAAACAAUCAGAAUUACCAGAACAACAACAACAGCAAGAAGGAGGGCAACCUAAAGAGAAAGGAGGAGGAGAUUAUCAGGAAGGAGACAGAGGACAAGAGGAAGGACAUAAGGAUGAUCCUGUGCAUAUAGAAACAGCUACUGAUGCUGUGCUUUGUACUGAGUCUAGUUCUAAAUAUGCCAAUAGUUUAGUUACUAAUGUACAGAAGAAUAUGAAAUAUGCUGGACUGAUUUACUAUGAGGAAAAAGGUGUAGAAGAUCUAGUUACAUUUACUGCAGCUAAGAAAUUGGAUGCACUCAUUCAAUAUAUUGAGCGGAAGCAUUCUCAAGCUGAAAUUGGACCAGAUAUUUUCUUUCAAAUUAAGUUUUCCUAUGAUUAUAUUGAAUUAAACCUUACUGCACAGCAGGAUGAACCAUUCACAGGCUGGACUGUUAAAGCUCACACUAAACCUAGCAGAUUGUAUCAAGAGGCCAUUGAUAAUUUUGGCGAUAAAGAAUAUUCUCGUCCUUCUUGUUGUCUGAUAUCAGUGUACGGUUCACCUAUUGCUGUUCCUACACUACACUACUCCAUACCACUGGAAGGUGUGGCUGAUCCUGUUUCAUUGAUUGUUCAUAGAGCACGGAGAAAACUUCCUCCUUCAACAGUACAUGAAUCAAUGUCAGUACCAUCCACUGGUAGAAUUAGUUCAUCAUCUACUUAUUUUGAUGUCAAUAAAGUAAAGAAAGUGAUUGAUAAAGUUCUUGUGUCUCACCACGCUCGCCUUAAUUGCCUGACGACAUCUCUGUCAGAUCUUGCUAAUCAGUUAUAUGAAGUUGGUCUUAUUAGUGAUGAAGUCAGAGAGACUCGUAGCAUGGACAAGUUCAUUGCAGAAUUCAAGGCUAGUUUUCACUUUAUGGAUAAAAUGUCUGAUGUUCAAGACCAUUGCAAGAAGUUUUUGAACUCAUUUAUUGCUGUUAGAGGCAGUUAUAUUAAUGCUGCCAAUUUUUUGCGUCAGAAAUGGAUUGAAGCUAUGAAAAUUGAGCUUGGAAUUGAUUUUAUUAUUGAUAUUAGUGCAUAG
Molecule: messenger RNA, 3245 nt
Organism: Amphimedon queenslandica
Lineage: Eukaryota; Metazoa; Porifera; Demospongiae; Haplosclerida; Niphatidae
Exons: 16
Coding region: 39-3245 (1068 amino acids)
Molecular function (GO): protein binding
Source: RefSeq, a predicted model, not a curated record